Molecule: messenger RNA, 880 nt
Organism: Papaver somniferum (opium poppy)
Lineage: Eukaryota; Viridiplantae; Streptophyta; Magnoliopsida; Ranunculales; Papaveraceae
Exons: 5
Coding region: 119-652 (177 amino acids)
Source: RefSeq, a predicted model, not a curated record
GGAAAGAGAAAAGGAGGUCUUUGUUUGUAGUUCAGACGAGAGACAGAAGCAGCAGAGCGGACACAGUGUGCUACAAAGAGAUUCGAGAAGAAAAAUAUACAAAUCAGGAGGAGUCGAGAUGAUGAUGGAUAAUGGCAGCGAUGACCAAUGGUGUGAUGAUGACUAUACCGAUGAAGCAUCUGAGUUUGACAGGUUGGGGAAGAUCCGGAAAAACCAAUUUCAUACAGUUGGCUAUCAUGAAGGUCUUUCAAAGGGGCAAGAAGCUGCUGUACAAGAGGGUUUUACGAACGGAUUCAAGGAAUCUGUAUCCGUUGGAUAUAUCUGGGGUUUAGUUCGUGGCGUUUCUAGUGCAUUGGCAUGCCUUCCAGAUGGUUUGAAAGAAAAAUUAGUUGAAAGCCUAGAAGCAAGAGAGAAGUUUCAGAUGUUGUACACAUCUGUCAGUUCAGUUUCUGAAAAAGAUGCUCUUGGUUUGUAUCGUGAUGAAUUCUUGUGUAAUCAAUCAAAAGAACAUCCUAAACCUGCAGAAGAGAACUCCACUUCAGAAACCUUGUCAAAUCAUAUCUCAAGAUGCAAUCGCCUCUGUGGUUACUCGGAAGAGCUCAAGGUUCUUCUUCAAUCUUCUGCAAUCGAAGUGCAUUCAGCAGUGGAAUGAGACACGGUGAGCAAACUGGCCACUGAAAUAAAGCAGUUUCAUUGCUUAUUUUGGGGUACUAGGAUCGCUCACUGCAGCUAGGUCCUAAUUUUACAGUUGUUCGUUAGUGGCACGGUUGAUUCUUCCUGCUGUUAUGUAUAAUUCGUACUGCUUGGUUGUUUGAAUUGUCAAUCAAACUUCGCUCGAAUUUUUGGUUUAUUGAAAAAUUUGGGCAUCUAAAUUAUGUUC